GAGGACAGUGCAGAUCUCAGGUGUCAGCUGCAGUUCUCUAAGGAAGAAUCCACCCUCAUGCGUAAGAAGAUGGCCAAGCUGGGGAGGGAGAAGGAAGAGCUGGAGCAGGAGAUCCAGAAGUAUAAGUCAGUCUACGGGGACGUGGACAGCCCUCUACCCCUGGCAGAGCUUGCCGGUGGUGGGCCUCACAGCACCAGGGAGGCCGAGCUACGGCUCCGGCUCAAACUGGUGGAGGAAGAGGCUAAUAUUCUGGGGAGGAAGAUCGUAGAGCUGGAGGUGGGUGGCCUGUCUUUUAACCCUGGGUGUGUCUGAAAAUGGCACCCUAUCCCAUGUAGUGCACUACUAUAGACCAGAGCCCUAUGCAGUACUUUUGAACAGGGCCCAGGGUUUAGGUCAAAGUAGUGCACUACAUAAGGAAUAGGGUGCCAUUGUCUUUUGUUUCACCUUUCUACAGCACCUUGAUUUCUUCCUGUAAAUGAAGAUCGCUUCAUAAUCAAAAUGAUCAUUAUUAUCAGGUGGAGAACCGAGGCCUGAGGGCUGAGAACGAGGACAUCCGCUGCCAGUACGAGAGGGACUGUUUCGGCCGGGAGCCGUUCGGCAGCAUGCCCUCCUCCCCGUAUGGCGGGGACGCUCUGGAGUCCGCCGGCGAGCUGCGGCGCCACCUACAGUUUGUAGAGGAAGAAGCAGAACUUCUCCGGCGGUCCAUCUCAGAGAUCGAAGACCACAACAAGCAGCUGAUCUCGGAACUGAACCGCUUCAAGUUCGGCCCGAGAGACGAGGAGGGCGAGGUCGGCGUGAUGAUGAUGAUGAAGUCCGGUAACGGGAGUAACGGUGGCGGCGGGGGUAACGGAAGCGGUGUGGUGAUGAUGGAGGAGCUGAAGGCAGCCAGGAUGCAGAUCAAUGACCUCAGUGGGAAGGUGAGGCAGCAUGAUGGACUACAGUACCCAUAAUGCUCUGUGUGAGGCAGCAUGAUGGACUACAGUACCCAUAAUGCUCUAUUAUUGUAUCUGGUUUUAUCUUAGGGUGCAUCCUAAAUGGCCCUUUAUAGUGCAUUACUGUUGACCCAAGCCCUAUGGGUCCUGGUAAAAAGUUGUGCACUAUAAAAGAAAUAGGGUACCAUUCAGGACGCACCCUUAGAAAAUACGUUCCUGAAGCUAUCAUAAUGUUGUCCCAUCUCUAAAGCGAACAUAAUGUUGUCCCAUCUCUAAAGCGAACAUAAUGUUGUCCCAUCUCUAAAGCUAACAUAAUGUUGUCCCAUCUCUAAAGCUAACAUAAUGUUGUCCCAUCUCUAAAGCUAACAUAAUGUUGUCCCAUCUCUAAAGCUAACAUAAUGUUGUCCCAUCUCUAAAGCUAACAUAAUGUUGUCCCAUCUCUAAAGCUAACAUAAUGUUGUCCCAUCUCUAAAGCUAACAUAAUGUUGUCCCAUCUCUAAAGCUAACAUAAUGUUGUCCCAUCUCUAAAGCUAACAUAAUGUUGUCCCAUCUCUAAAGCUAUCAUAAUGUUGUCCCAUCUCUAAAGCUAACAUAAUGUUGUCCCAUCUCUAAAGCUAACAUAAUGUUGUCCCAUCUCUAAAGCUAUCAUAAUGUUGUCCCAUCUCUAAAGCUAACAUAAUGGUGUCCCAUCUCUAAAGCUAACAUAAUGGUGUAAUGUCUCUGAAGCUAACAUUAUGGUGUCUCGUCUCUUCGUCCGUCCAGGUGAUGAAGCUGCAGUAUGAGAACAGAGUCCUGAUGUCCAACGUUCAGCGCUGUGACCUGGCCCAACACCUGGGCCUCCGCACCGGCUCUCCGCGAGACAGCGAUGCAGACAGCUACACCGGGCACCGCGACACCGCCGAGGAGGAAGAAACAGGGAGGCUCCUUUUACUUCACCCCAAGAGGGAGGGGCCUGUCGGCGGCGAGAGCGACUCGGAGGACCUCUUCGAGAAGACGACCACAACCUCGGGGUUUGGAAGUCACAAGCCCUCGGACGAGCUCAGCAGGUUCAGCGCCACCGAACUAUCUAAUCGUAGGCGAGAAGACCGCGAGACGUUCACGAAUGUCAAACGAGAAGCAGAGCGCCUUGGGAAGACCGUAGAUCAUCUCAUUAGCGACACGGACAGUCUGAUCUACGAGGGCAAGAUUCUAGUAACAGGGGACAGUUUGAGUCUGGCUCUGGAGGGGUUUAAAGGAGACACCACCCCCCUCCCCGAGCCCAAACCAGACUCACAGGUCCUGGACACUAUCAACACCCGUAUGAAGGCCUUCCGCACAGAGCUCCAUAUCUUCAUGGAGAAGGUGGAUCACCUGGGAGAGGGCCUGAGGGAGAGGGGAGGUGACCGGGAUCGGGGGGACGACCUGUCGCCCAUGCCCAACCUCACAGAGUCCAGUAGCUUCCUGUCCGGGGUCACCUCCAUGUCACGAGACUCGCCCAUCGGCACCCUGGGACGCGACCUGGUCACAGACUUCCAG
Molecule: messenger RNA, 2447 nt
Organism: Coregonus sp. 'balchen'
Lineage: Eukaryota; Metazoa; Chordata; Actinopteri; Salmoniformes; Salmonidae
Source: the annotation of a GenBank genome assembly